AUGCAUGCAGGGGAUGUGUCCUUUGAAGAUGUCGACGUAGAGACUGAUGAGCAUGUUGCUAAGCGUGCCAAGCUUGAAGAGAAUCACGACCCUGCCCUCAAUGAUGAGGCUAUUCUGAGUGCGUUGGCUGCUCACAACAAUCCAGGCUCCGUGGAGCAUUAUAACCCUGA
Molecule: messenger RNA, 170 nt
Organism: Cryphonectria parasitica EP155
Lineage: Eukaryota; Fungi; Ascomycota; Sordariomycetes; Diaporthales; Cryphonectriaceae
Exons: 1
Source: RefSeq, a predicted model, not a curated record